UUUAAAGCAUCACUUACGCAUCGUCGCCAAUCAUUAUAACACAUUUUUUAUUGCCGCGACUCAUCUCGAAAUAUUAUCGCAUUAAAGCAGUUAAACUUAUAUAACGCAUUUUUUUAUCUGGAUGAACUUUGUGGUUGGAUCGUGAUAUUUUUUAUUAAGGGAAUAGCCGGGAAAUUCGCAGCGCCACCAUGAAGUUCAUAAUAUCCCAGUUGUCCUGCCUAACGUUCCUCUUCUGCUCAGUUAACGCUCGCACUCUUGCUGAUCUCGAAGAUUACUUCUCCGGUCUCGAAGCCCGACAAGCUGCCGUUGCCGGCUAUGCAUCGACAAUGGCGCCCACCCAGCCCCCGGCGACCCAACCCCCGAUGACGCAGCCCCCCAUGACACAGCCCCCAAUGACCAUGCCUCCUCCCACCGGGCCUCCUCCCAGCGGACCUCCUCCCUCCGGUCCUCCUCCCACCGGGCCUCCUCCCACCGGUCCUCCUCCCAGCGGUCCUCCUCCUACCCAGCCCCCGAUGACCCAGCCGCCAGUGACCCAGCCACCGAUGACAACGGUCUACCAGCCUACCACAAUGCCCGUUGUCACGACCACCCCGGCCAUGAUGACCACGGCCGGAUAUGGCAUGUCUUAUGGAUCGAGUAACGCCAUGCAGUCCAGCUACGGCUCCAGUUACGGGAGCUCCAGUGGCAGCAGCAGCGGGAGUUCCGGUUCAUCGUCGUCGGGCGGGUCCUCAGCGGCGUUGCCGUCGCAGUUGGCGUAUGUCUUUGGUUUCGCUCCGCCCCGCGUAAGUCCGACAACGAAAAGCACUUAA
Paramacrobiotus metropolitanus is the source of this 809-nucleotide messenger RNA. RefSeq lists its product as uncharacterized. Lineage: Eukaryota; Metazoa; Tardigrada; Eutardigrada; Parachela; Macrobiotidae. The transcript is spliced from 3 exons. The record is from RefSeq and is a predicted model, not a curated record. Bases 189 to 809 code for a protein of 206 amino acids.